Molecule: messenger RNA, 1336 nt
Organism: Ricinus communis (castor bean)
Lineage: Eukaryota; Viridiplantae; Streptophyta; Magnoliopsida; Malpighiales; Euphorbiaceae
Product: probable adenylate kinase 7, mitochondrial
Exons: 5
Coding region: 129-920 (263 amino acids)
Biological process (GO): nucleobase-containing compound metabolic process
Cellular component (GO): mitochondrion; cytoplasm
Molecular function (GO): AMP kinase activity; ATP binding
Source: RefSeq, a predicted model, not a curated record
CCCACGAUUCAGAAAUUACGUGGCAGGAAGCAGAUGGCGCUGAUCACGUACUCAUUUGUACUGGCAGAAAACUACUGCUUACUUCCUGUUUCCAUUUCCCUGCUGUCGCUUGAAAAUUUGCUAUCGACAUGAUCGCUCUGAGCGGCCAUGUCGCGGCGGCCGCCAUAAGGGUAACGCCACCGUUAUGCCGUCUACUUACCUUCUGUCGACUGUACACCAACGUCUCUGCAGCUCAGCCGCAGCUCGACCCCGAUUACUACUAUUAUUACAGCAACAGCAGCAGCAAUAACGACAAGUGUACUUGUCCAACGGCUGAAACGAAAAGUUCGGUUCCAAAAAGAGGAGUACAGUGGGCGUUCAUAGGAUAUCCACUUGUCAAGAAGCGCGUCUACAUCGAAACACUCUCGAAGCUUCUGCAAGUUCCGUACAUUUCCAUGGCUAGCCUCGUUCGUCAAGAGCUCAAUCCUGGCACCUCUCUUUAUAAACAGAUUGCAAAUGCUGUGAACCGUGGCCAACUUGUUCCAGAGGAUAUAAUGUUUGGUUUGCUGUCAAAGAGAUUGGAAGAUGGGUAUUACAGAGGGGAAACUGGUUUUAUUCUUGAUGGAAUUCCUCGUUCCCAAUUACAAGCUGAGAUUCUUGAUCAACUUACUGAGAUUGAUUUGGUUGUAAAUUUUAAAUGCACUGAUGAUUUCUUGAUAAAACAUCAAGAAGAAGGUGCCUGGAAAGCUAAACUCCAAGCUUAUGUUGAACAGAGCAAGCCACUUGAAGAUUAUUACAGGAAACAGAAAAAGCUUCUCGACUUUGAAGUAGGCACAGCACCUGGAGAGACUUGGCAGGGGCUUGUGUCUGCAUUACACCUGCAACAUGUUAAUGCCCUGUAUUGCUCAAAGAAUCUGACUGCGGGAUACACAUUGCUUUAAUCCAUUUUUACGAUUAGGUAUUGACUUUAGUGCAAAUACAAGUAAUGUGAAUAGCUGUAUUAGGAGAAAAAUGUCAACCGUGAUUUUAACAUAUAAAAGGCACCUUUCUGUAGAAUUCCUACAUCUUGUUUUCUGUUGAAUACCUUGUAAGCAAUUUUGAAGAAGAAAGCCUGUCACGUAUGAGCUCUUCCCCAGGAUCAGCUUGAGAAAACCAGCUUUAUGAUAUGUACCAAUUAACUUGCUUCACAGUUGUAAUCAAUCAAUUGUAGCCCCAAAUGUUGGUAGAAAUGUUUUAGCUUUUAUGCUUUUGAGCAUGGUUCUAGUUACAUAAUUUAGGUUACUGACUUAAGAAUUGGUUGUAUUUGUAUAUUCUCCAAGUAAUAGCAUAGUGUUCGCACAUGCGUGUAUUUGCUUUA